AUGAGCAACAGUUCUGAACACAACUCAACCGCUACGGUUUCCAACACGUUCUUCCCUCCCACCUUCAUGUAUCCAGUGGCGACGUGUCACAUCUUAAUUGUCGCGGUGGCAGCCCUCGGAAACCUCAUAGUUUGUUACGCGAUAAUCGCUAACAAAAGUCUCCGAAGCAGCCCAACAAAUUUGUUCAUUUUCUCGUUGGCGUUCUCGGACCUUCUUACUGUAACAUUAGCAGUGCCAUUUGACGUAGAAGGCCUUUUCCUUAACUGGGCUUGGAAGCAUGGAGAAAUAAUGUGCCACCCACGUCCAUUUUAA
This is a messenger RNA of Porites lobata, 312 nucleotides long. NCBI's taxonomy places the organism in Eukaryota, Metazoa, Cnidaria, Anthozoa, Scleractinia, Poritidae. The record is from the annotation of a GenBank genome assembly.